Molecule: messenger RNA, 1161 nt
Organism: Bipolaris maydis ATCC 48331
Lineage: Eukaryota; Fungi; Ascomycota; Dothideomycetes; Pleosporales; Pleosporaceae
Source: RefSeq, a predicted model, not a curated record
AUGGCCGGGCUCCUGUCGCUGUCCUCGUCCUCACACCAUCUGGCGAUGCUGCUCCCCCAGGCCCAGUCGCCCGAGCGGCCGCUAGAGUCUGGCGGGCCUUUUGCUCGCAGUGCAGCAGAGCAGAUGCAAAGGCCAAGGGAGACGAAGGAUUUCCCAGCACCGCUGCAAGACGUGGCAGGCCGUUCGAUUCGCCGCCAGCACCGCCGCGUCCCUGUCCUACCAGCAGCAUUGAAUCGUGUGCCUAGCCAUCUAGGCCAAUUGCGGCAGCAAACGUGUUUGCACCAUGCCGAUGCACGCUAUGUCGACAUUAUCAACAAGGCGGCACAGCGCGGGGAAAGGUGCCGACCAGACUACUCGACAUGCUCCAUCCACACAGACUUUGGCAUCAUGACGGCGGGCAGUUCCUUUGCCCUGCGCAUGUCCAGCGAGCGGCCAACAUUCGUCAACAUGCGCUGCCGCCGACAUGGCAUGACCCGCCGACGCCGUCAUGGUGGUACGAUGAUUGGAAAGUCCAUACCCACUGCGUCGCCAGCUGGAUGGAAGUAUGCUAGCUCUUACCUAGUCCAUAUACGUGGUCUCUUGACCCAGAACAGGUCCGAGUCGGUCCAAGUACACGACCAAGACUGGCAAAACCAUCCAUGGCCAGCGUCUACGUCCGCCAUCCACAAUGCACAGCCUCGCUCGGAGCGCCAACCGAACCCCGAGGCCUGGAGCGAUGCGAUGCAGCCAGCAAAGACGACGCUAUUACCCCACAUUUUGGCGAUCCUGGUUCCCCGCCUUCUUACCACGUUCGAACACUCGCCGCACACGUUGAACUCGCCGCCGCACCAGCCUUCUGACUCGCAUAGCCUCCCCAAGCUUUUUUUGCCAUUGCUCUUGUCCUCGUGUACCGCCAUUCUAUGCAUUGACGCCCUGAGAUAUGCAUGUCACCCCCGGGAAUGGCCGUCUUGGAUGCUGCCCAAGUCCCAUCAUCGUGUGCUGGCCAAAAACCAUCACGAGACCCCUUUGAACAGCACUACUUUUGCUUCUUCCUUCACCGCAAUCCCUAUACACUACCAACCGAUACAAUUAAUCGCCAUGUGCAAGCAGAAAAUCACAAGUCACCGCUCUCUACCCGACAACAGCCCGUCUCGUGCCAGGAAUAGCGAUAAAGGGGGGUGA